CAGAACAAAAAAAGGCUCAAACACUCCACCAGCCAAAACAUUAGUGAGAGAAGAAGAACAUCAACAACAAAACCAAUCUUCAAAUCAUCACUACCACAAAAAACCCAACAACAAAAAAACCAAUUCCCACCAUUUCCUUUUCUUUUUUUGUUGGAUCUUUCCCAAAAUCGUCUGUUUCACCGAGCCUCUCUCUGGGACAGUCCCCAAAUCGUUGUGCCUUUUGCGCUGGUCGGAACUUGCCCGACAAUGAAUUUCGCUACGGUAUAGGACCGUUAUAGUUACGGCCGCUGUUCAGUCGCCGGCUCCCCUAUCAUCAGGUUCCAAACUUCGAAGAAUGAACCCAUAUGACAAAUGGUAUGAUACAUCAACAUCAACAGGAAUAAGCAGCAGCAGCUCAAGAUCGAGCAGUAAUAGGUGUCAAGACUGUGGAAACCAAGCAAAGAAAGAGUGUGUGUUUGUGAGGUGCAGGAGUUGCUGUAGGAACCGAGGGUAUCAGUGCCAAACCCAUGUCAGGAGCACUUGGGUUCCUGUUUCCCAACGCCCUCAGUCUUCCAGGCUUCAACAACAGCAACAGUAUUUGGAUCCACAGGAGGAGCAGCUUCAAGAACCAGUACCAAACCCUAAAAGGUUCAGAGAAGGCCCCAACCCCUCCUCAUCAUCAGGGCAGGAAAUGGGGAAUUUUCCUACUGAAUUGGAAACGCCGGCAAUAUUCCGGUGUGUUCGAGUCAGCUCACAUGAUGAUGCAGUCGAUCAAUAUGCAUAUCAAACGUCUGUCAAAAUUGGAGGCCAUGUAUUCAAGGGAAUUCUCUACGAUCAAGGCCUUGAGGAAAGUUCAUCUCAAUUACCUAAUUUCAGAUCUGAUAUUUCUACUACCGAUUUAAUCCCUACUUUAACCGAGCCUUCCGCUAAUGAACAAUGGGAUUAAUCUCAUAGAAAUUAAUCAAAGUACACGUAAGUCAUUUUGGUACGCAAUACUUCCCCUAUACCCUAAAUCUUGAAACAACAUUUGUUUCCUCCCUCUCUAACAAGCUCCUCUCUCUCUCUAACCUUGUCAUGGUGCAAGAAAGGGAGAGAGAAAGUAGAAUAGGAGAGGGAGUAAUUAACAUUAAUUGCAGUCCGAAUUCCAAUGAAAAGAAUUAUUUGAUCUGGUCGGUGCAUUUUAAUACAUGGUUUUGUGUUUUUUUUUAAAAUAUUUAUUUUUGUUCUUUUUCUAGUGGGUUCUUUAUCAACUUCCAAGCUACUUUUUCUCCCGAUUUUCCGAUUCUUGCCGGCCAAUCUCUAUCUAGGUGCAUGGAUGGGCAAUUUUGUGUAUUUUCGUGGUUAUUUAAUUUUUAUUUGAGUAUCAUUGGCUUCACAAAUAAAUAUUCAUGACCAAAUUCAAAA
Rhododendron vialii is the source of this 1383-nucleotide messenger RNA. Its product is annotated as protein SHORT INTERNODES-like. Gene Ontology annotation, molecular function: DNA-binding transcription factor activity; DNA binding. Bases 335 to 925 code for a protein of 196 amino acids. The record is from RefSeq and is a predicted model, not a curated record. Gene Ontology annotation, cellular component: nucleus. The transcript has 2 exons. Gene Ontology annotation, biological process: positive regulation of DNA-templated transcription. NCBI's taxonomy places the organism in Eukaryota, Viridiplantae, Streptophyta, Magnoliopsida, Ericales, Ericaceae.